Molecule: messenger RNA, 1522 nt
Organism: Schistocerca nitens (vagrant locust)
Lineage: Eukaryota; Metazoa; Arthropoda; Insecta; Orthoptera; Acrididae
Product: leucine-rich repeat-containing protein 59-like
Exons: 7
Coding region: 235-1440 (401 amino acids)
Molecular function (GO): protein binding
Source: RefSeq, a predicted model, not a curated record
GCUAAAAAAAUUGUUAAUCUUUUAUUAGCUGUAUUAUGUGCGUGUAAUUAUUUUGUCAUGCAAUUUUUACCUGCAGAUAUGUUUAUAGUACCGUGUGCAGAACUAAUACACGAAGUCCAAAAGAAAUGAACUGAAGCUUUGUCUCCGUCCCAAUCUCACCGAUAUAAUGUCGAAGAAAGUGCUCAGAUUGUUUAUAUUUAUCUCUUUCGAAAAUGCCGCAAGAAUAGUGUGAAUAUGCGAUACAGAUAUCAUCUUUUGCUGUCUGUUUCUGCUGACAGGAAAUUCAAGAAACUUUCUGAGGAUUUAAUUACUGUGCAGACUGAUAAAAUGCCUGGAAAAAAGCUAAAUCUGCGUGAUCGGUUGGAAGAUGACCAGUUGGACCUUAGUAUGUCUGAUUUAGACGAAGUACCAGUCCGUGAAAUAGCACAAAUCAAGAAGGCAACAUCAUUGGACCUUUCUAAUAAUAGGAUUACAACACUGGGAAAGAAUUUUGCUUCAUUGGUUCAUCUUGUUAAAAUUGAUUUGAGCAACAACUUUCUGACAGAGCUACCUGAAAACUUUGGUGAACUGGUACAAUUAAAGCAUCUGGAUCUUUAUAAUAAUAAACUGCAACACCUCCCAUUAAGCAUUGGACAGUUGAGGAACCUGCGUUGGCUUGAUCUGAAAAACAACCCACUUGUGCCAGCUCUUGCUGAAGUGGUUGGUCCAUGCUUGGAUGCAGCUCAGUGCCAGAAAGCUGCUCGCACAGUGGUGCCCUUUUUACAGAAUAUGCAGGUGCAGAUUGCUGAAGAACGUGAGCGUAGGCAACAGCAGAGAAGGAGACAGCGUGAAUUAGAUGAACUAGCUGCACAGGAGAAAAAGAAAGAGCUUCAACAGCAGCAGCAACAACAGAAGAAGAAAAAGAAAGCUUCUAAAUCAGCUGAAAAAAUACAGGCAAAAACAGAAAAUGGAGUAAAACAUAACUCACGUCCUAGCCAAUCCAUUGUAGAUGAAGAAAUAUCACAGGAUCCCUCCACUGUGCCAAGGGGUAAAAUACAAAGCAAACAUUCCAGCACAAAAAAAGCUGGUAAUGGGUAUGUUCGUCUCAUUUGGACCCCUAUCAUGUUGGUUGUGAGCUGCUUGUUAGGACUCAGUCUGGUUUCUCUGCUGAGCCCUGAACGAUAUUUGUUGUUUCAACAGUCUGUAAAGAACAUCUUACAUCCACCAGCAGCAGAGUUGCUUUGGCAGUUAACUGACUACAUCAGUCAUGGAAUUUUGCAGUGCAGUACUUAUGUCAUGGAAUUUUGGGUAUGGCUGAAGGAGGAAGAAAAGAUCCAGGAGGCGGCUGCAUACUUAAUCAGUGUCUGGCGUUUGUUGUGUCUUAAGGUGGAAGUAGUAUACAGGACGCUCAGUGAUCAGUUGCCUUUAUACAUAGAUAUGGUCAAGAAAAAAAUAUCAUAGUUUUCCUCUGAAAAAUUGUACAUCAAAAAUUUUUGAUACCUUUAUUCAUUGUGAGAAUACAGUGUGAAUCUAUUUCCUUUAA